AUGACGCCUGUGGUAGAGAGGAUCGCUAAGGAACAAGGUUCUGCCCAUUUUGGCGGUGCGACUGCUCAGAUUCCGCUGGCCGCAUACCCAGGCAAUUCCGCCGCUUGGAAUGGUGAAAUUCCUGUCAGUGGAAGCCUGGACUUUGGCCUCAGAACGGGCGAUCCAUUUGCAAAUGCAUCGAUCUUCGACAUUGCAAAUGACGACAACGUCGAUUCUCAGAAGAAUUGGGUCGGUGAUGGAUUUGAGACCUUCUUCCUCCCUAGCUCAGUAUCAGGCGAACCAGUGGUGGUGGCCUCCGAAGCUCAGUCUACCCGCGAAGACGAACUGGACUUUGGGAUUCCGCAACAACGCUCUAGCUUGGCUAAUCGCGUUGACAUUGACCCUUCGAUCCCUCUUGAAGAACAGAGCAAGAAAUCUAGCCCUCUGCUCUGCCAGCUCUUCAACAACGAAAUCUUCACCCAAUCAACGCCCACUCCCCAAAUUUUGACCGAGAAAGUCCAGACUCUGAGUUUCUCAGAUACCAACACUACCGAUGCGCAAAAGCUGCUAUCGGCGAUCAACUCGGAACCAUACCUGCUCGAGGUGCUGGAUUUCUCUAACAACUGGUGGAUUGCUUGGCGUGACCAGGCUUUUGCGUUGCAGGAUGUGUUUGAUUUCUCGAAGGAGGACAAAUGGCUACCCAAAGGACCGGGUCCCAGUUCUUAUGCCAACACCAGCACUGGCACUCCAUGUGAAUCGCCAUCGAGAUCAAGUCCAUGCUCGUCUGGGGCGAAGAGGACAUACUCCGGUGAUCAGCCUAUGUCACUCCGGGAUUUUGUUAUGCUCAAGCUCUCCCAGUCUGAAGACCCAGUCUCCAUCUCAACAGGUCUGGUCUGCGUCGCGCUGUCAUUGAGCCAACUUCGAUCCGGAGUGGACGAUACGGUCCUGAACAUCUCCACCACCCCGGCCGAGGCCGUCGACCGCAUCACCCUUGCAGUAGACACGAUCGUCCUCUCCCCGUACUCCAAGCCAGCGUACAUGUCGGAUGCGGGCGUCUUACUGUUGCUCAUGAUGCGUGCCAAGAUGUUUGCAGAAAGUAACCAACUUCGGAAAUCGUGGCUCAGCUUGCGCCAGGCUAUCGAGGUGGCGAAGAAGAUUGGUUUCACCGAGCCGAGAAUACCGUUAGACGCUGGCGAAUUUGCGGCAAGACUGUGCCCAGAAGAGUUGAUGAAGCUCUUUCACCGCCAGCGGUUUGUCGGCUCCAUCAUGGAGCUGGAUCGCCUGAUGAGUCUGGUCCUCGGGUUUCCGCACGCGCAGGACGGGAAGUUCACCGAUCGCUUGGCCAUGACUGUUUUGAAAGGGCAGGCGCCCCUGGCUGCAAAUGAAAGCAAGCCACACAUUUCCACUGACAUUAAGAUGCGGGCGUUGCGACGUGUUGUUUCCGUCGCGGCUGGUCGUGUCAACGACAGGAACUGCUCUCCAGAAGCGGACGAAUCCAAGUAUCAGACCACCAUGGACAUCCAAGAAACCCUUAACGAGGCCGCCGCCGCAAUGCCAGAUGGGUGGUGGGACAUGAACUCCCACAUUCACCAUGCCGACUCGAAUGUGGCGCAUGAACACCUCGUGGCCCAAAUGUGGUUCUGGCAGGUCCAAGCAUUCGUCCAUCUGCCAUUCAUGAUGAAACCGUGCUCGAAGACGCGUUCUUCAGAGCCCCAACACAAGCGGAAUGACGACAUGGUAGACGAAUACCUGAUCAAUCGGUAUCUCUGUCUGCAAGGAUGUCGUGGGAUGAUCCGGGUCUUCACCCUGCUUCGCUCGGAUCCUUCGCUAGCCGUCUAUAUCUGCCCCUGCGAGGAUUUCCAAGGCGUUUUCAGCGCUUGCAUACUCAUGGUGGGCAUUUUGAUCCGCUUGGCAUUUUGUCCACAGACGCUGCCUAGCCCGAACGCCGCCGUGAUGGGUAGUGUCAAUGAAGACCUCGCCCUAAUCAGCGAGAUCAAGGACGUUUUCCGAUAUCGCGCAGUCCAGUACGGUGGAGCCAUCAGCAAGCAAGGGUUGAAAGUGCUCGAGGAGCUGGGCUCCUUCCUACAUGAGGACAGCCCCAUUGACGAAGGGCAGCCGUUGCGGAGGACAGUGGUUCUGCCCUACUUUGGAGCGAUUCACCUCGAGUUGAGGCCACCGCGGCACCUGCGCUGCAACUCCACGGACAUGGAAUCUAGGGAGUUAAGCACAGCAACUGACCCGACGCCUCCCAGCUCGACCGAGCACUCCGUUGAUGGAGGAUUCGAUCUAGAGCCCUCGAAUAUGGUCGACUUCGCGAUGCCUGGUUUUGACGUCAAUACCGCCUCACAGGCCACUGUGCCUGAUGGUAACGUGGAUUGGGAUCAGUUCAUUUUCGGUACCGAGUUGGGCCAGGAUUGGGAGGCGCAACUCCCGGAAUGGCCGACAGAUGAGUCCCUCUGGGAAUGGAGUUAG
This is a messenger RNA of Cladophialophora yegresii CBS 114405, 2451 nucleotides long. RefSeq lists its product as uncharacterized. The record is from RefSeq and is a predicted model, not a curated record. Lineage: Eukaryota; Fungi; Ascomycota; Eurotiomycetes; Chaetothyriales; Herpotrichiellaceae. The coding region runs from base 1 to 2451 and encodes 816 amino acids. The transcript has a single exon.